Messenger RNA from Ostrea edulis (European flat oyster), 693 nucleotides. RefSeq names its product serine protease inhibitor Cvsi-2-like. The record is from RefSeq and is a predicted model, not a curated record. The coding region runs from base 1 to 417 and encodes 138 amino acids. The transcript is spliced from 4 exons. NCBI's taxonomy places the organism in Eukaryota, Metazoa, Mollusca, Bivalvia, Ostreida, Ostreidae.
AUGAAAGAUCGCCUUAUCAAGUUUAAUAUGACCUUUCUCCGAGACCAAUCAAGAAGUGCUUUCUCACCUAGAUACCGAUUAAUUUCGUGGACAGCGAUCGAAUUUCAGCUUUUACUAUAUCGGGACCAGCCAGAGCUUGCGAUUGUCAUAACAAAGAUGAGGCUCCAACUGUGCGUUUUUGUAGUUGCUGCAUUUUUUGUUGGUAUUCUUAAAACAGAGGACUGCCAGAUACUCUCUAGCUGUAUAGACACCGUGUGUAACCACCACACUAACCUGGAAUGUGUUCAUGGUAUAUGCACCUGUUCACCGCCACCAUACAACAUACGGUGUUUGGAUAAAGGAGACUGCGAUAGACACUCCUAUGAUUGUAGCACAGACUGGAAGUGCAUCAACAGCCAGUGUAGAUGUGGAAACUGAGCAAUCGGGAGAUCAUAGGGGUAAAAUAAUAGUGAUGGAUUGUGCAAUUUAAAAGAAAAACAGGUUGAAUAGUCAACAUUUCUUUGACGCAUUUUCUAAUUACUUUACACAUUAUUUUGUCCUUGGUUUGCCUUUGAAUUAUUACCCCUAUUGUUUUUACGUAGGUGGAGAGUUUGAAAAUGUGCUGGCAAACUGUCAACAAGAAACAUGAGAUUGCAACCGAUUCUGUCAUUUAAAUGUCUUAUCUCGUUUUAGAAAUAAAUCAAAAUAAUUUUA